This is a messenger RNA of Trypanosoma conorhini, 1212 nucleotides long. RefSeq names its product proteasome regulatory non-ATPase subunit. Gene Ontology annotation, biological process: ubiquitin-dependent protein catabolic process. The coding region runs from base 1 to 1212 and encodes 403 amino acids. The record is from RefSeq and is a predicted model, not a curated record. Gene Ontology annotation, molecular function: structural molecule activity. Gene Ontology annotation, cellular component: nucleus; proteasome regulatory particle, lid subcomplex; cytosol. The transcript has a single exon. Lineage: Eukaryota; Euglenozoa; Kinetoplastea; Trypanosomatida; Trypanosomatidae.
AUGGAGGCAGGUGCCCAGGCGCAUUUGGAACAGCUCAUCAGCUCCAUGCAGACCGCCGGUCGCACGGAAACGGCGGAUGUGUUGAGGCGGGCCAAGGACGAGUUUGCACGCUCGCUGUGGUGUGAGAUGACGGACGACCUGCUGCUGGCCGUGCGUGACCCCAUGGUGCUGGAGUCUGGCUAUGAACUGCACGAAAAGGUCUUGAAGGUGACGCGAAUGGACAUGUCCCCCAUGGCCUACGUCAAACUUUUGCACUACAUCUGCUUCAGCCCAAAUAGCACGCUCCCAAAGGCGUUGGAGCUCCUCGACGGCGCCAUCGCCUCGCUUGCCGCAAGUUCGGAGCAGGGCGAGAAUGUGGCCAAUUGCAUUCGGGCCCUCUUGCUGCUGGAUAGGUACAACGAUGACUCCUCUGCGCCCGCGGGGACGGCCGCCUCAGAGGCGCGCAGCAUCCUUGACCGGGUGGAGAGUUUUAUCCACUCCAAGCAGAUGCAUGAGGUGGAGCCUGUUUUAGCCGCACUGCAUUGCCAGGCCCGCGGGAAGGACUACGAGAUACGCCAGCAGUACACCAAGUAUUACUCCAACGCCUUUGAAACCGUGAAGUGUGCGGAACGUGCGGAGAUGCCGAUCAUUGAAAGUGACCUCUUGUCGCUUGCCUACAAAACUGCCCUGUCGGCGUUACUCUCGGAGGAAAUUUAUAACUUUGGUAAGUUCCUUAACGACCGCCGCUUCACGGAGCGACUCGCGGCCUCGGCGGAGCACGUGUGGAUUCUCGAGUGGCUGCGUCUCUGUAACGAUGGCAAGGUGAAGGAGUUUGAACAGUACGCCGCCGCGCACCAGGCGGAAAUUGCGGCGAAUUCGAUCCUCUCCAACGCCUUUCCGUCCAUCGCGAAGAAGGUGCGACUGAUGGCUCUUCUUCACCUCGUCUUCUACACCCCAUUUAACGAGCGCACCUUCACUUUUGAUGUGGUUGCGCGGCGUUGCGCCGUUGACGAGGAACGGGUGGAGCCACUGCUCCUGGCGGCGCUAGCGCAGGGCAUUAUCAUGGGGAAGAUCGACGGCCUCACGCAGGAGGUGCACAUCACGUGGGUGGAGCCACGCGUGUUGAGUCUACAGGAAGUGAAGGAGCUUGCCGUGCACGUUUCGCGCUGGAAGGAGAAAACAUUGGGACUCAUGCAGUGCAUGACGGAGGUGGCGCAGGAGACGCCGAAAUGA